Molecule: messenger RNA, 2139 nt
Organism: Plectropomus leopardus (leopard coralgrouper)
Lineage: Eukaryota; Metazoa; Chordata; Actinopteri; Perciformes; Serranidae
Product: G protein-activated inward rectifier potassium channel 1
Biological process (GO): regulation of monoatomic ion transmembrane transport; potassium ion import across plasma membrane
Cellular component (GO): plasma membrane
Molecular function (GO): G-protein activated inward rectifier potassium channel activity
Source: RefSeq, a predicted model, not a curated record
CAGCUACACUCACCAAUCGUCGUAUGUCAUGCAAAGUAACUGGAAGAGCAGUGGAUAUUGUUUUUAAUAUAACAAACGGAUAAGUGUUUAAAAGCUCCGACAUACUCGUGAUUUUGUUGUUGUUGGUGUUUUUUUUUUUUUUUUUUUACUCAGGAUUUACGCGCACUGAAAUGGCCAUGGCGCAUUUUACGCACUGCAGGUAACCAGUGUUUUGGGGGCUCAAACAACCAAAAACAUGGAUUAAACAGCAAGUCAGUUUUGCUUUUACUUAAGGAGAGCUCAAAUGGCGGCACUUCGUAGAAAAUUUGGCGAAGACUACCAAGUGGUUAACACGAAUCGGGCAACCACUUUUUCCGCUCCGGUCAAGAAGAAACGCCAGCGCUUCGUGGACAAGAACGGUCGCUGCAAUGUGCAGCACGGAAACCUCGGCGGAGAGACCAGCAGGUACCUCUCUGACCUCUUCACCACUUUGGUGGACCUGAAGUGGCGAUGGAACCUGCUCAUCUUCAUCCUAACUUACACGAUCGCCUGGCUGGUCAUGGCAUCGAUGUGGUGGAUCAUCGCGUACAUCAGAGGAGACCUAAAUCACGGCCACGACGCGUCCUACACCCCCUGUGUGGCCAAUGUUUACAACUUCCCCUCAGCUUUUCUGUUUUUCAUCGAGACUGAAGCCACCAUCGGCUACGGCUACCGGUACAUCACAGAGAAGUGCCCGGAAGGCAUCAUCCUCUUCUUGUUCCAGUCGCUGCUGGGCUCCAUAGUGGACGCCUUUCUCAUCGGCUGCAUGUUCAUUAAAAUGUCCCAACCUAAGAAACGCGCGGAGACGCUCAUGUUCAGUCAGGAUGCGGUGAUUUCUCAGCGAGACGGCAAACUGUGCCUCAUGUUCCGUGUGGGGAACCUGAGGAACAGCCACAUGGUGUCCGCUCAGAUCAGGUGCAAACUCAUAAAGUCUCGUCAGACACCCGAAGGUGAGUUCCUGCCUCUGGACCAGUGUGAAUUGGAUGUUGGUUUCGGGACAGGAGCAGACCAGCUCUUUCUGGUGUCCCCUCUCACCAUUUGCCACGAAAUCAAUCCCAAGAGCCCCUUUUUCGACUUAUCCCAGCGCUCCCUCAUGAACGAACAGUUUGAGAUUGUUGUUAUCCUUGAGGGCAUCGUGGAGACCACUGGUAUGACAUGCCAGGCACGGACGUCAUAUACCGAGGAUGAGGUUUUAUGGGGCCAUCGCUUCCUGCCAGUGAUGUCCCUGGAGGAAGGCUUUUUCAGGGUAGACUACUCUCAGUUCCACAGCACGUUUGAGGUACCGACACCACCGUACAGCGUCAAGGAGCACGAAGAGAAGAAUUCACUGCCCUCGCCACUAUCCACUCCCACCCCUGCACUGACUGAGAGUCACGGUGCCCGGCGUGACCGGGUGUUUUCUGUGGAUUGCAUUAACACAUCAGAGGACAGGAGGGGAGGGAUUGGGGGUCGACUGCCGAGCAAGCUGCAGAGGAUGAGUUCAUCUGGGAAAGAAGACCUGCAGAGGAAGGUGCUUCUGCUCAGCUCCCAGCACUCAGAGAAGGCCUGCAGCACAGGAGACCUGCCCCUAAAGCUGCAGCGCCUCAGCUCCUCGCCAGGACCCGAGGCGGAGAAUCGGCUGCAACUCAAGUCCCUCAAGGUGGGCUUUGAACCCAUGACCCAGUCUACUGGUGAUCUGUACCAGCACAGCUUAACGCCCAUGCUGUCCCCUGCUCCGGUCCCCAUGCACAGCCCACUGCUCUCAGCUGGAGGAAGGCCAGAGGACAACCUGCCAGCAAAGCUACGGAAGAUGAACGCCGACCGCUGAAAUCCAAACAGUCCCACAAGAACAGACUCCCACUGACCUCCAACCACAGACAGACCGGAGGAGACGGGCAUGGAUUUAGAGAUGUACUUUACCUUUGGAGGCUUUAAUAGGAAAGAAACAGAUGGGUCUACUGACAAUUUAUUGAUUUUUUUUUCUUUUUCUCGAGACACAACCUUUAUUGGAAUUACUGUGAUUUUUGUGUUUCAUAGCAGAGGCAAUCAUGCAGGCUUUGUUACACACAAAAGAAGAAAACUUCAUGCUUGAUGCGAACUUGAUCAUUCUGCAAGAGUUGUGCAUGUAUACACUAAAUCCAU